Pseudophryne corroboree (corroboree frog) is the source of this 2304-nucleotide messenger RNA. It is a transcript of the gene IGFALS, whose product is annotated as insulin like growth factor binding protein acid labile subunit. The record is from RefSeq and is a predicted model, not a curated record. The transcript has 3 exons. Gene Ontology annotation, molecular function: protein binding. The coding region runs from base 156 to 1745 and encodes 529 amino acids. NCBI's taxonomy places the organism in Eukaryota, Metazoa, Chordata, Amphibia, Anura, Myobatrachidae.
CACACCCUGCCUAUACCUGAGGGAGAGAGACCGUUGUCCAUAGUGACGGCUGGGGAGACAUCUGUGCAGAACAAAGUAAAGUAGGAGAGGUGGCGGUGACAUCAUACCUUUCUCACCUGUCUGCGCAGAGGUGUGGAGAGAGGAAGGGGUUAAAGAUGCUAUUUAGGCAGAUGACAGAGAUCGUGGCAGCAAUAAUUUUCUGCAGUUUGGUCACAGGGAAUGCUUUGGCCUCUGAUUCUCGGCCUUCAGGUGAUGAGGCAACUUCAUUAGCUCCCGAGUCCAAAUGUCCAUCUCCAUGUCUCUGCAACUAUGACUACAAUGAAGACUACAAUAUCUUCUGCAGCUCACGUGCUCUCACCUCUAUCCCUGAGCUGCUAUCCACCAACGUUCAGUCUUUGUGGCUGGAUGGCAACAACCUCACAACGGUGCCCACCGAAGCUUUUAAGAACUUAUCUCAGCUUGAGUUUCUCAACAUACAGAGCAGUCACUUGGCUACUUUGGAGCAGCAUGCCUUGCACGGUCUCAAGUCUUUGGCCCAUUUGCACUUAGAACGAAAUUUGCUGAAAUUUCUGGCUCCAAACACUUUUCUUCAUACUCAGAACCUGGUCUCCCUGAGCCUCAACAACAAUGACUUCACAAAAAUUGAGGAUGGAUUAUUUUCUGGUCUCUCGAACUUGUGGUAUCUAAACUUGGGAUGGAACUCAUUGGUGGUGCUGCCAGAUACUGUCUUUCAUGAUCUACCUAAUUUGAGAGAGCUUGUUUUGGCUGGAAACCGUUUACCGUAUCUUCAUCCUCCACUAUUUCUUAGCUUGAUCGAACUAAAGGAACUGGACUUAAGUGGGAAUAUGCUUAGAGGAAUAAAGGCUCACAUCUUCACAAAACUUCACAAGCUUCAAAAACUUUAUCUAAACCAUAACACUAUUUCUACAAUUGCUCCUAGAGCUUUCAUGGGCAUGAAGUCUCUCCGUUGGUUGGAUUUGUCUCACAAUCGUCUCUCUGCCCUAUCUGAGGAGACCUUUGCUGGAUUGUUGAGCCUCCAUGUCCUGCGGUUGUCCAACAACUCUCUUACUAACCUAAGGCCAAGGGUUUUCAAAGACCUACAGUUUUUAGAGGAGCUAAAUCUUGGACACAACAAGAUAAGGACUCUUAUGGAAAGAGCGUUUGAUGGCUUGGGCCAACUGGAGUUUCUGUCAUUAAAUCACAAUAGCAUUCAAGAGAUUCGACCAGGAGCUUUUUUUGGACUUUUAAAUGUGGCGGUGAUGAACCUCUCUGGCAACUGCCUCAAAAUGCUUCAUGAGCAGUCAUUUAGAGGACUUGGCAAGCUGCAUAGUUUGCACAUGGAGAACAGUUGUAUCAGUAAGAUAAAGCCACAUAUGUUCACAGGCCUCUCAAAUCUCAGAAGGCUCUUCCUCCAACGAAAUGAUAUUUCUGCCAUAGAUGAGAACAGUUUCUCUGACCUACAAGAUCUACUAGAAUUGGACCUCAGAUUAAAUAAGUUGACCCAUCUCUCUGCCAGAUCCUUCACAGGUCUGAAAAAUCUCUCCUACCUUCUCCUUUCCAGCAACCAGCUAGCAGCAGUAUCUUCAGAGACCUUCAGUCCAUUUCAGAAGCUGCAAUGGCUUGACCUUUCAGACAAUCGGUUGAGUGCAAUAGUGACAGACAUCUUUCAGCCCUUCUCUUAUCUUAGGUCCUAUCUUUUUAAAGUAGGAAAUCCUGGGGUACCUUCCUUUGAAAAGUGCACCUGACAUCAUUCCCGAUUGUAAAUCCAGGACAAAUUAGGCAACGUUCUCUCUCAACUCAGCCACAACUGAAGAGGAACCCCCCCCUUCCUCCUUAAAAGUCAUAUCCCCAUUGGACGCAAAAAUUCAGAACUGCCCGACAAGAAAACAUAAUUGUUUGCAGUUAUGUACGAGUGUUAUUGAUAUAUUGAAAUACAGUAUAUAUCGGAUAACAGCUUAUAAUUUGGUGCUGCCAUUAUAUUCUCUCUCGAAAUGGACGGGACUUUGUCACAUUAUAUAUGCUGAAAAGAGGAACAUUCCAUGACAAUCAAACGCACAUUUUUACUAACAGCAAAAAUGUGACGCGCUUACAUGUAACAGAAUGAAAUUUGCUGCUGUGUAUACGGAAAUUGCCAUGCGACAAUACUUAUUCACGUCACCGAUGUGACUUAUUAAUAAAGUUGUGUUGUAAGUAAUCCAGUGCGACUUAGGCCAAGAAGGCCAAUGUCUGAGUGCUAGCGACCGGCUACUGUGUAUUUGCACUUUGUGACUAAAUAAAGCCUGUCUACUGUUGUAUUUAUUGUUA